UCAGAAACCCGCCUCCCGGCCCUGACUCAGGUGUCUGCUUCAGACAAUGAAGCGCUAGGCCGACUCAUCUCCGCCAUCUUAGCAGAGCGGGAGAAGGAUGCAGUGGAGCAUUUCCUGGAGCAUCGUGGGCCUCUGCCUCCUAGCAGUUGGCACUUGGGGACAGGAAGACCCUGAAGAAAGUGAGCUUAAAGAAUAUGAAGUCUCCAUCUCGGGAAGCAGGGUAACACUGACCUGUCCUCUGGAUCCUGAAUCUGGCUCACUAAAAUGGGAAAAAAAUGAUGUAGUAUUACCCGAUAAGGAAGAGCAACUCAUACUGCCAUCAUUUUCAGAAAUGGAUGACAGUGGUUACUAUGUGUGCUACUUAAGUAACGCAGCAAAGAAACAAUACCUCUACCUGAAAGCUAAAGUAUGCGACAACUGCGUGGAGGUAGACCUGAUGGCCUUGGUCACGAUCAUCAUAGUGGACAUCUGCGUUACUCUGGGCUUGCUGAUGCUGGUCUAUUACUGGAGCAAGAACAGAAAGGCCAAGGCCAAACCUGUGACUCGAGGGGCCGGUGCAGGGGGCAGACCCAGGGGACAAAACAAGGAGAGGCCCCCACCCGUGCCCAACCCAGACUAUGAGCCCAUCCGCAAAGGCCAGCGGGACCUGUACUCUGGGCUGAAUCAGAGAGGAAUCUGAUUGCACGGAAGACACGGCCUCCCAGGGCCCGGGUCUGGCCUGGGCACCCUGCUAUUUCCUGUCCCCUGGACAAGUCUUGGCUGCCACAAGAGAACUGGUCUUCAGCCUCCUGGUGAACUCACGCCCCACAGCCUUGCCCCUGGCUCCCCUGGCUCCCUCCUUCCUACCUUCUCUGCUGCUGGUGAUCAGUUCUAGAACAUCGCUGUCUCGCUGUUCCUGGAAACCUCCUGGUGAGGGAGGCCCUCACACCCCACAUGCCUUCUUGUCAGGAUAUUUAUGUCCCUGACUCCCUGUCACCUCCCGCCUUCCCUCGUGGAUAUUAUUCCUGCCUCUGUUCCCUCCUUUUCUUGUCUACCAUUUGUCCCUCAUUUCCUAACACUUCCAUGCAUAUAGCUUUCUGCUUUUCCAGCUGCUUGGGGGGGGGGGGAUUUCCUGGAUGAAUGUUGGCAGAGCUCCUGCCCCGUUCACAGGUCCUGACUCAGAGCCAGGGGAGCCCCCGCAGCGGGCCUUCACGGCAGGCCCGUGGGUGUUAUGAUGUGCAUCACUGCUAAUGCACGGGGUUCCCCGCCACUAACAGAGAAAAGCAAUAAAGUAUAUUUGGCUGGCUGGAA
This is a messenger RNA of Dipodomys ordii (Ord's kangaroo rat), 1290 nucleotides long. It is a transcript of the gene Cd3e, whose product is annotated as CD3e molecule, epsilon (CD3-TCR complex). Gene Ontology annotation, biological process: cell surface receptor signaling pathway; positive thymic T cell selection. Gene Ontology annotation, molecular function: transmembrane signaling receptor activity. The transcript has 8 exons. Lineage: Eukaryota; Metazoa; Chordata; Mammalia; Rodentia; Heteromyidae. The record is from RefSeq and is a predicted model, not a curated record. Bases 98 to 679 code for a protein of 193 amino acids. Gene Ontology annotation, cellular component: alpha-beta T cell receptor complex; membrane; external side of plasma membrane.